AGCGCCGAGAGGAGCCGACCCGGGGCUCACCGCCUCCCAGCGGGGGCGACAGCAGAGAAGUUCCCGGAGCAGCGGAGGAGUUGCUGUGGAUCUUUACCGACCCGUUAAUAACCGGAUACUGCUGAUCACCACCGGACUGAUCUCAUUAGAGGAAUGGAUCCAUUUUGGGCAUUUUAGCGGAUAAAACGCGCCUUUUCUUCCCGUUUCUUCGCACCGAAUCGAUACAUUUCUGCUCAUCAAUCAUACUGAAUCCAUUUUUUCAUCCAUCAGGCUCACGGAGCUGUAAAGCAGGGAUCGUUUAGACCCGGUGGAGACCCCGAGUGAAUUAUCUCCUCCACGGUGAAAUAAACCCACAUGCUGGCCGUAAAUUACCCACUUAACCCCCUCAGGAGAGAGAGAGGCAGAGAGACAUAGACUCACAGCGCACACAGAGUUAUUACCUGCAUCAGACACCAGCUUUCUGCAGAGAAAGCAACAAAAAAAGAACUUGAAAAUCUGCAAAACAGGCAGAAAAGGUCAAUUUGGUGGAAAUUAACCUGAAAAAAAUCACAUUAUUGGACAAAUUGUUAAUUAAAUGACAUUAAAAGUCAAAAGGUGAAUUUUCCGACAUUAAAAUACUAAAAAACGACCCAAACAAACUAAACUGAGACUCAAUGGCAAAUUUUCUUGACAUAAAAUACAAAUUUAAAUCAUACUUAAUAGAAAUAUAAUCCAAAAUAUCAUCUGAUUAUUAGCUGACUUGGUUUUAAAGUAAGAAAAACCCCAAAUGCAAUCAUACUAAUUGUCGUCGUGGCUCCUAAUAUUGACCUUAAUGUUCUGUGAGGUUUUUUUAUUUUUUUAUCUCCCAUUGUAUCGUAAUAAUAAUCCCAUAAUAGUCUGAUAGGGGUUUUAUUUAUGCCUUAUUGCAGUUCUGGAAGAGCUUUAACUCAGAAGAAAUUAACUUUAUAACGACCUGGAGACGAUAACCUGCCGCUUCAAACCUCCCGCGAUGGUUAACAUUUGGUUUAGAGUCUCCGGCUCGGAAACAUGAAGCUCCUAAUGAAGGUUUUUAUCAUCUAAAAGUGCUUUUUAAUGGAUAAUCUGUGAGUUAGUUCAGAUAAAGUGAGAUUCCAGCUUGUUUUUCUCAACAUAUAGGCUGUUAACGAGGCUUUGUUCACAGUUUGUGUCUGCUGGUUUGGCUCCUGAUUCCCAGUGAAGCCUAUGGAUGGUACGCUCACUGUAUAGCCACAUCCUCAACAGCAUACCACCUCCUCCUCCUCCUCCUCCACCUCCUCCUCCUCCUCCUCAGCCUCCUCUAGAACUUGAAAUCGAGCCAUGCAGCAUUGAUUUUUCUUUCCUCACCGCAAAACCAAAAACGCACACGACCAUCUCAUCUCUCUUCAUGGUUUUGUCAGUUUUUGUUGCCUGAAAUGUAAGACAUCGCCGCGGUGUUGAUUUCCCACCUCGAGCCGGAGCUGAAGGGCGCUCCGAGCCGUCCGGCGGCUGCAGCGGCGGCGAGGUCAAAGGUCAGGUGUUCAGAGAUACACCAGAGUGGAGCUCUGACAGACUGAGAAAACACACAAAGAGAUCGUACGAGCAUAAAUGAAUGCUCCUCUGACGUUUCUUUGAAGUUAGAAGGAAACUUUCACAGCCAGAUGGGUCUGAACGACAGCAGCCCGGGCGCCAUGCGGAACGGCCGCGGCCUCUCGGACCAGUGGGCGGAGUCGGUGGUGGUGCGGCCGCGGACCACCGAGCGCCACAUCACGGUGCACAAGCGGCUGGUGCUGGGCUUCGCCCUCUCCAUCCUCACGCUCAUCAUCGUCACGGCGGUGGCCGUGGUGCUCAGCGUGCGCUUCGAGGAGUGCGGCGGGCGGGACCGCAACGGAGGCGCGGCGGGGGAGUCGGGCUCCCGGGGCUCCGGAGGGUCCGCCAAGCUGAACGGCAGCAGAGGCGAGAGGACGGGGGAGCGGGGGGACGACGAGGCGGCCCAGCCCUGGAGGAGCUCCAGGCUGCCGGGCUCCAUCCGGCCGCGGCACUACGACCUGGCGCUCGCCGUCUACAUGGACAACUUCACCUUCUCCGGAGAGGUCAGCAUCGAGCUGGAGUGCAUCAACGCCACCCGGUUCAUCGUGCUGCACACCGACCGCCUCGAGGUGGACAAAGUGUCCGUCACAGCGGAGAGCGGCGCGGGCGGCCGUCCCGCCAACAAACCGGGGGGCGGGGCCAUGCGGAUCCACCGCCACUUCCCGUACCCGGCGACCCAGAUGUACGUGGUCGUCCUGCACCGCGAGCUCAAACCCCUCAGGACGUACCGGCUCAACGUCAGCUUCGACGCCGCCAUCGAGGACGAGCUGCUCGGCUUCUUCAGGAGCUCGUACACCCUGCACAGAGAGAAACGCUACCUGGCGGUGACUCAGUUCAGUCCGAUCCACGCCCGGAAGGCGUUCCCCUGCUUCGACGAGCCGGUCUACAAGGCCACGUUCUCUCUGACGCUCCGCCACGACCCUCAGUACACCUCGCUGUCCAACAUGCCGGUGGACAGCAGCUCGCUGUCGGACGAGGACGGCUGGCUGACCAACCACUUCGCCCGCACGCCGCGCAUGUCCACAUACUACCUGGCCUGGGCCGUCUGCAACUUCACCUACAAGGAGACGCAGACCGGCAGCGGAGUGACGAUCCGCCUGUAUGCUCGGCCGGACGCCAUCUCCAGCGGCGCGGGGGACUACGCUCUGGACAUCACCAAGAAGCUCCUGGGAUUCUACCAGGACUACUUUAAAGUCCAGUACUCUCUGCCCAAGCUAGACUUGUUGGCUGUGCCCAAACAUCCGUACGCCGCCAUGGAGAACUGGGGGCUGAGCGUCUUCGUGGAGCAGAAGAUCCUAUUGGACGCCGAGGUGUCGUCGUCGUCCUAUCAGAUGGAGCUCACCAUGGUGGUCGUGCAUGAAAUCUGCCACCAGUGGUUUGGUGACCUGGUGACUCCGGUCUGGUGGGAGGACGUCUGGCUGAAAGAAGGUUUCGCUCAUUUCUUCGAGUACGUCGGCACCGACUUCCUCUUCCCAAAGUGGAACAUGGAGAAGCAACGCUUUCUGACUGAUGUCCUCCAUGAGGUGAUGUUAUUGGACGGUCUAAGCACCUCCCACCCGAUCUCCCAGGAGGUGGAGCAGGCCACGGACAUCGACCGAGUCUUUGACUGGAUAGCUUAUAAAAAAGGGGCGGCGCUGAUCCGGAUGCUGGCGAACGUGAUGGGACAGACGCUGUUCCAGAAAGGACUCAAUGAUUAUCUGCUGAGUCACAUGUACAGCAACGCAGCCAGAGACGACCUGUGGAGCAAACUGUCUCAGGCCAUGCGCUCAGAGGGGCGGGACAUCGACAUCGGGCAGAUGAUGGACAGGUGGACACUGCAGAUGGGAUAUCCUGUGGUGACCAUCAGCAAGAACCAAUCAGAGCAGCUCCCCACGCAUUACAUCACCAUCAGCCAGGAGCACUUCCUGUACGCGCAGGAGGUUAAGAGCAACAACAGCUUACAGUGGCAGAUCCCUCUCACCGUCUCUGUGGGGAACUCUUCCAGUGUUAGUUCAGAGAUUCUCCUCUGGAUCAACAACAAGACAGAAACCCACCGGAUUGGUCAGAUCGAUGAUAACACAUGGUUGCUAGGCAACAUCAACCAGACAGGAUACUUCCGUGUGAACUAUGACCUCCAGAACUGGAAACUGCUGAUUCAGCAGCUACACAACAACCCUCAGAUCAUCUCCGUUGGAAACAGGGCCGGACUAAUCGAUGAUGCCUUCAACCUGGCCAGGGCCGGGUACCUCCCCCAGGGCGUGCCGCUGCAGCUGAUUGGCUACCUGCCGGAGGAGCCGUCCUUCCUGCCGUGGCACUCGGCCAGCCGAGCGCUCUACCAGCUGGACAAGCUGCUGGACCGCACAGACGAAUACAGCCUGUUCAGUGACUAUGUGCUGAAGCAGGUUGCGUCGCGGUACCAUCAGAUGGGUUGGCCAACGUACGGGCCGGCCAGCGAGGGCAACGUGCUGCAGGCGUCCUACCAGACAGAAGAGCUGCAGAGGGAGCUAAUCAUGUUAGCAUGUAGCUUCGGGAACAAACAGUGCCACCGCCAGGCCGUCGCCUACAUCUCUGACUGGAUCUCCAGCAACAAGAACAGGAUUCCUCUCAACAUCAGAGACAUCGUGUACUGCACCGGGGUCAGUCUGAUGGACGAGGACGUGUGGGAGUUCAUCUGGAUGAAGUUUCACUCGACCAACGCCGUCUCAGAGAAGAAGAUCCUGCUGGAGGCUCUGACCUGCUCCGACAACACCUUCCUCCUCAACAGGCUGCUGAACCUGUCCCUGACCUCUGACCUCGUCCCGGAGCAGGAUGUGAUUGAUGUCAUCAUCCACGUGGGCAGAAACCCGCAGGGCCGAAACCUCGCCUGGAAGUACUUCAGAGAAAAGUGGGACAUCCUGAACGCUCGUUACGGUGAAGCUUUGUUCAUGAACUCGAAGCUCAUCGGAGGCGUCACAGAGUUCCUGAACACGGACAGAGAACUCAACGAGUUGAAGGAGUUCAUCCAGACGAGCGGCGUGGGGGCGGGGCCUGCGCUGCCGCGGGCGCUGGAGAUCGUCGAGGGCAACGUGCGCUGGCACCGCCUCCACCGGCGGCAGUUCUACCAGUGGCUGCGUAAACCAGCGAACUCCGCCCUCGGCUAGCGCCGCGCCGCUAGCGACUGCAGACUGACUCCAUGCUAACAGCUGCUGCAGUCAGACGGAGUGAAAAGACUUAAUGAGGAGACUCGACCGGUCGUUCUGCUGCUCUCUCUACUGGUUUUUGCUUUUAAAGACGUUUGUUUUGCAAACUUUUUAUUUCAGAUGGAAUAUUUAUUUUUUCAGAGCUGCUAGCUAGCAGUGAUUCAGUCAUCGCUAGCGAGCAACUAGCCUCAAAACAAAAUCUGUUUCUUCAUUUAAAUGGAAACAGAUUAUUUCACCAACAACCUUUUAACUUUUGCAUUUCACUAGUAGGAAAAAAAACCUUUGAAAUGCCCAUGCAGAAAAUACUUUAUCUGCAAAACGAUUAGUUGUUAACCUUACAGUUACGAUUAGAAACUCCUUGAAACUGGCAAAAUGAGAUAAAACUGCAGUCAUUUAUGGUAAAAAAAACUAAAAAACAAACCUUUCUGAGUAGGUACGAUAUGUGUUGUGACACAACUUUACACAAAGUUAGAUGAUAAAUGUGGCAAAGAUGUUAGAUAAAGAUGUUAGAAACUGCUUCAUCAGCCGGAAAGCUUCUCAAGUCUGAGCUAAAAGUCUAAAAAAACAAAUCCUGAUCAGAUCAGAAUUCAUCACCUUCUUAUUUGACCUGGAAUCAGCCAAAAAUGGAAAACCUUCAGGAAAAAAUGUCUUGUUCUUUAACCCUCUGAACCCAAACAUGUUUUCUUUAAAAGAUUGCCAAAAAGAUAACAAUUAUAGUAGAAAGAAACUGUAAAAACUGGCAUUAACAUCAGAGUUUGAUCUUUCCAACAGUCCUUGAACGUAUCAUAGGUUAUGAAAGUUUCUGUUAGAAAAAGUGACCAAACCGAAACUUAAAAUGUUGAUAUUUGUGUCCGAAUCUCUUUAUUCUACAUGUUUAAUUUAAAAUAAAGUGUUUUCUCUAACCAGAUUCUGUUAAAAACAUUACAUUCGGUGACAAAUAAUCACUGAAAAUCUGUUUACACAGAGCAGAGAGGAGAGGACAGGAGAGGCUGUUUACACAGAGCAGAGAGGAGAGGACAGGAGAGGCUGGAAACAUGACGAUACUUCAAUAUGUACAAUAUGUGUAGAAAAUUGUUGUUUUUUUCAAUAUUUGUGACAUUUGUGGCCACUUGGAAAGGUGUUGAAUGGAUAAAUUCCAUUUUGUUUUGUUACAUUUUUUUAAUUAGUUUGUCAGAGACAUUCAACUUGCGUUUUUUCUUUUUUUUCUGAUUUCUCUCAUUCUAACUGUGUUAUCCUGCACAAAGACAUGUUUGAGUUGUUCCCACUUCUAGCCAUGAUUGCGCAGGACUUAUACAUCUCUAUAUUUUUCAUAUAUUGAAGUUAAUCACAAGGCCACAGUGAAUAAAAUGUAAAAAGAGCAGCAACAAAAAAAGGCCUGAAACAGCUCGUUGGGGUUCAGAGGGUUAAUGAACAAGCAUCAUUUCUGACAGCAUGAUAUUUUCUGCAGGAUAAAUCUGUUUUCAGCUCUUGGCUCUGAUGCAGAUCGGUCAUGAACCAGAAACCCCGAACAGUUUGAAUCAGACCUUCCUGCGUUCGCUACAUUAAACCUGCUGACAUUAAGAGGCAGAUUAACCAGCAGUCUGCUGCAUGUCGAUCAUUUAACAGCGCUGUAAUUAACACAACGUGGACUCGCUGUCCUCUGAUCGCAGCGCUCUGAGGACUCACUCGCACUCAUUAACUCUCCACAACAAUGUUCAAACUGCUUCAGCUAGAAUUUAAAGAGCAGCUUUGUUUGGGGGGGCUUCAAAAACUCCAGCCGUUUGGACAAAAACAGCAGGUUUGAGAGGCUUUGUUGAGAGCCUCGCUUUAGGGAAAUUACUUUGAAAAUAAAAGCUGAAAAUUUCGCUGUGAGCAUGUGGAGGCAGCAUGUGGAGGAAGCAAUCAUGUUGUGGUGUGUUUUGUUUGAAACAGCAGAGAUGGAAAACCUUUUUAAAAAAAAGCUUAAAAUGAAAAUGAAUUAAGAAGCCCGAAAAAGGUUUUCACAUCCAGUACAGGACAUAAUGGGAUGGAGACUGAAGCUGACAUUAUUCAGAAAACUUGUUAGAAGUUUGAUCGACUUUUGACAGCCUUCACAAAAAACUAACCCAUGAAUUUAACUUGUCAAAGGUCCAGUUUCUCAUUUCAACUCUACAUUAUAUUGUUUAAACAGUUCAAGGCACAAAAAACGAGCUAUUUUCAAGGCCAAAUGUUUGAGAUUUUACAACAAAACAAAAAGCCAAAAGGACGAAAGAAGACUUGGAUUUGUUGAGAGCCCUUUAAAAAAAAACCUAACCCAUGAAUUAAACUUGUGAAAGUUCCAGUUGGUCUCCCGUGUGAAAUAUUCAUCUGUGUCUUCUGUACCAUGUAAUCAUUUUAAUAUUUGGCCACAGAAAUCAGAAAUGGCAGAAAGUAUGUUUAUUGCAGUAAAGAAGAAAUGACCCAUGAAUUUAACUUCCAAGUUCCAGUUUUCAUUUUCCAAUCUCCCGUGAAAAAUAACCAGGGUUCUUCUGUUCCAUCUGUCCAUUUUAACAGUUGAACUGUUCUGGCCACAAAAAAUGAGGCAAAUGUUGAUGAUUUUAUGACACAAAAAUGCCAAAAACGACAAAAAGAACAAGACUUUUUUCUGGCCAGAUGACCCAAAUAAAUAAGAAAAGACCCAUGAAUUUAACUUACGAUAGUGUACAUUUUCAGCCGGCUUCUAUUCCAUCUAUACAUUUUAACAGUUGAACUGUUAAAAAUGGCCAUAAAAAUCAACCUUUUAGCAAAAAAGAAGGAAGAGAAACAAGGCAAAUGUUGGUGAUUUUACAAGACAAAAAAUCACAAAAACAAAAAAAGAACAAGACUUUGUUCUCGCCAAAUUACAUUCUUAGUACUUUUCUUUUUCAUUGUCUUUUGAGACACAAAACAGAGAAUAUUUCAUAAAUGAAAAGGUCACACAAGCUUUUAAUACUAUAUCAAUUAUAUACUAAUCAUAAGUAUUUUGUUCCGCACAGAGAAAGCCGUUGUGUUGUAUUAAGGAUUUCUUUUCCCACCAAAUUACUCUUUUCCUCUGAAAAAUGCAACUCUAAUAUAGUUGUGGGAAUUAAUGGCAUACAAAAUUCAUGUUUUAUAUUUGCAAAUCACACAAUGAAAUGGCAGAAAGUAUGUUUAAGUCAGUAAAAUUGACUCAAAAGGCAAAAAAAAAAAACCCAGAAAGAACAAGAGUUGUUUCCUGCCAGAUGUCAUUCUUAGUAUUUUCUUUUUAAACAGAGAGAAUAUUUCAAAGUUUCUUAUACUAUUACACAAACUUUGCUGUUUCAGAAAUAACUCCCCUAUUCACCAAUUUUCUUUAUUUGUAGUUAGUUCAGAUUGCACAGAAGUACCAAUUAUAUUACAUCAUCAUUUUUCAAUUCUCACAGCUAAUAAAGACAUAUUUUCAGUGCAGAAAAGGCCUUACAUUAUGGAUUUUCUAACCAAAGCUGCUUUUUCUGACCACAUGAACUCAUGACAGAAAGUCAGUUUAUGGCAGAAAACAAAACUAUGGAACAGUUUUGUCACAACAAUAGUCUCCACCCACCUGAAAUCAGUCAAAGGAACUUUCUUGUUACUUAGUGACCUGGUAGAAGCUGACAGCAGCUCCUGAGAGGGACUUAUUGAAUAAAAGAAGUGACAGAUGGAUGAGAAAGAACACACAAUCUCCCUUUGUGGAGUCAGGGGGACUAUGACUAUAGCUGACAGUUUCUAUGACAACCUUUCUGUCAGGCUGCAACCUUUGGAGAUAAUAAAAAUAAAAAAACCUUUGACCAAAUAAAAACUCAAACAGAUCUCAUCGGUUUCACAAAGCACAAAAAACCAUAAAGUUGUCGGAUGAAGGCCGUCGUCCCUCAGCUGCUGGGCAGAAAGUCUCAUUUUUUAGCCAAUCAGUGGUUAGCUUUCAAUCAAUCUUUUGGGUUUAUUUUUUUUAAAUAAAUGAGUGGUAGACUAGAUGGAGGAUGGGGGGAAAAGAACGAGAUAAUUGAGUUGUUGAGUGUCUUUAUAUGCAGACGAUGUGGUGUUUUUAAUGGCACUGUUCUCUUGACUCAAGCUUAUCAUCAGUGGACUUUUACAGUUUGUGCAACAGAUUGGACGAUAAAAAAUGGAGCAGAUUCUGCAGCACGAUGGAUUUUGUGGCGUUGGUGGAAUUUACAGUGUUUGCAGAGCGAUGGAUUAACAAAAUUCAUCGGCUGACGGACUUUUCAAGGUUUUGAAUUCGAACAUGUGACGGAUUCUGCAGUGGACGUUGUACGAUAAGACGGAUGGUAAGGAUUUUUUGUUGAGGAACUCCUGCUGUGCGAAAGAUUUUAAGAAGAUUUUAAGAUUUACAGCCAUACUGACUGACAACUCCACAGUUUGUCGGAUUGGCGAUGCAACGGAUCCUCCCGUGUGAUCAAAAAAAAGACGUCAGAAAGCGUGAACUCUGCAGAUCGGCAGAUGUUCCAGCAGCACGGA
Messenger RNA from Centropristis striata (black sea bass), 9167 nucleotides. Its product is annotated as thyrotropin-releasing hormone-degrading ectoenzyme-like. Gene Ontology annotation, molecular function: metalloaminopeptidase activity; peptide binding; zinc ion binding. Gene Ontology annotation, biological process: proteolysis; peptide catabolic process. NCBI's taxonomy places the organism in Eukaryota, Metazoa, Chordata, Actinopteri, Perciformes, Serranidae. The transcript is spliced from 20 exons. The coding region runs from base 1635 to 4682 and encodes 1015 amino acids. The record is from RefSeq and is a predicted model, not a curated record. Gene Ontology annotation, cellular component: cytoplasm.